Messenger RNA from Lathyrus oleraceus (garden pea), 822 nucleotides. RefSeq lists its product as uncharacterized. The transcript has a single exon. Lineage: Eukaryota; Viridiplantae; Streptophyta; Magnoliopsida; Fabales; Fabaceae. The record is from RefSeq and is a predicted model, not a curated record. The coding region runs from base 1 to 822 and encodes 273 amino acids.
AUGACGAGAAGUGAGAAGGCUGCUAAAGAUGAAAAAGAGAGGGCAACAAAGGAUGACCAUGUCAUGGAGGUAGUUCUGGAAGUGAGAGAAAAUAAGAAAGAAGAAGAAGAAGUUAUACCACCAUUAAAGCCAAUGGAAGAGAAGAAGAAAAAAGAUGUUAAACAUGUGAUUAAGUUACCUUACCCUCAGAGAGUGACAAAGAAGGAUCCAAGAGAGACAGACUUUGAGAAAUUCGUCACAAUGUUCAAAAAGAUAGAGAGUAAUAUGCCUUUCAUUGAAGCACUCGAGAAAAUGCCCAUGUACAAAAAAUUCACGAAAGAGGUAAUCGUUGAAAAGAGACCAGUAGGAGAUGGGUCAGUAGCUUUGAAUGAAAAGUGUAGUGCAAUAUCACCAAGUAGGAGAAUUCUACACAAGCAGAAGGAUCCUAGAGCAGUCACAGUCCCGUGCACUAUAAAAAACAGAACUUUCAAGAAGGUACUAAUUGAUUCCAGAGCUAGUGUGAGUAUGAUGCCAUUGUCAAUAUACCAAAGGCUCGGUAUUGGAAGUGUCAGUGAUACAAGGACAAAUCAGAAGUUUGCAGAUCACUCCAUAAAGAAUGCAUAUGGGAUAGCAGAAGACAUAUUGGUGACAAUUGAGAAAUUUAGUUUUCCUGUUGAUUUUGUGAUCAUAGACAUACUUGAGGAUGAAGAGACACCUAUCAUUCUUGAUCGACCUUUCAUGCAGACAAGUCAAUGCAAUUUGGACAUAGACCAAGGUACACUAGCUUUAAAAGUUUAUGAUGAUGAAAUAACUUUGAAUGUUCUUAAUAACAGGAAGCUAUAG